Corylus avellana is the source of this 2669-nucleotide messenger RNA. Its product is annotated as Small GTP-binding protein. The record is from RefSeq and is a predicted model, not a curated record. Gene Ontology annotation, molecular function: mitochondrial ribosome binding; GTP binding; GTPase activity. Gene Ontology annotation, biological process: positive regulation of translation. Gene Ontology annotation, cellular component: mitochondrion. Lineage: Eukaryota; Viridiplantae; Streptophyta; Magnoliopsida; Fagales; Betulaceae.
GACUUGCCUCGCUUCCAGAGCUCCUAAACCCCCAAAUGGGUUCUCUGGGCAGAGCUUCAAGGACACUAAAACCGCUCAAACUCUUCCCUCGCGCUCACACUCCCUCUAAAUUUGGCCCAUUUACCUCUAUACUCAAAGGGAACGAGAUAUGUACCAGAAUAGGAAACAACCAUUCUGGUUUGAGCCAUGGAUUUGCCUCUCAUUCUCGCCAAAGCAGCGAAGAGAAUGUCAUAGAUUUGAGCCAGUACCCUACAGAGAGGAUCAGAAACUUUUCCAUUAUCGCACACGUCGACCACGGCAAGUCUACGCUCGCUGACCGGCUUUUGGAGCUCACUGGGACCAUUAAGAGGGGCCAUGGUCAGCCUCAAUACCUGGACAAGCUGCAGGUAGAGAGAGAAAGGGGAAUUACGGUGAAAGCUCAAACAGCUACCAUGUUCCACAAGUACAACUUUCAUGGCACCGAGAUAAGCGAAGGGCAAGACCAACCAAGUUUUCUACUAAAUUUGAUUGACACACCUGGUCAUGUGGAUUUCAGCUAUGAAGUAUCAAGAUCCCUGGCAGCUUGCCAGGGUGCUCUUUUGGUUGUUGAUGCUGCUCAGGGUGUUCAAGCGCAAACUGUUGCUAACUUUUAUCUUGCUUUUGAAUCUAACCUGACAAUAAUACCUGUCAUAAAUAAGAUUGAUCAGCCUACUGCUGAUCCCGAUCGUGUUAAAGCGCAACUAAAAUCAAUGUUUGAUCUCGAUCCUAGUGAUGCUCUUUUAACAUCUGCCAAAACAGGGCAGGGUCUGGAGCAAGUCCUUCCAGCAGUUAUAGAGCGCAUUCCUCCUCCUCCUGGGAAGAGUGGUUCACCCUUGCGUAUGCUUUUACUAGAUUCAUAUUAUGAUGAAUACAAAGGAGUCAUAUGCCAUGUUGCAGUUGUUGAUGGUAUGCUGCAUAAAGGGGAUAAGAUUUCAUCUGUGGGGACUGGCCAAGCUUAUGAAGUUUUUGAUGUUGGGAUCAUGCAUCCUGAACUCACUCCCACCGGUGUCCUUCAUACUGGACAAGUGGGAUAUGUUGUGAGUGGCAUGCGUUCAACCAAAGAGGCUUGUAUUGGAGACACUCUUUAUCAUAGUCGAAGCGUUGUAGAGCCCCUUCCAGGAUUCAAGCCUGCAAAACAUAUGGUCUUCUCUGGUGUUUAUCCAGCUGAUGGAUCUGAUUUUGAAGCUCUCAAUCAUGCAAUAGAGAGACUGACAUGCAAUGAUGCUAGCGUCUCUGUCACUAAAGAGAGUAGCACUGCACUAGGGCUGGGUUUUAGGUGUGGUUUUUUGGGCUUACUUCACAUGGAUGUUUUCCAUCAGCGGCUUGAACAGGAGUAUGGAGCUCAUGUUAUUUCUACUGUUCCAACCGUUCCUUAUAUUUUUGAGUAUUCUGAUGGAAGCAAAGUUCAAGUACAGAAUCCUGCUGCAUUGCCCUCAAAUCCCAAGCAACGAGUUACAGCUUGUUGGGAACCUACUGUAACAGCUACAAUUAUCAUCCCUAGUGAGUAUGUGGGGCCUGUUAUUACCCUAUGCUCUGAACGAAGAGGGCAGCAGUUGGAGUAUUCAUUUGUUGAUAGUCAGCGCGUAUUUAUGAAGUAUCGCUUACCUUUGAGGGAAAUUGUUGUUGACUUUUACAAUGAACUGAAAAGUAUAACAUCAGGAUAUGCCUCAUUUGAUUAUGAGGAUGCCGAAUAUCAAGAAUCUGAUCUGGUGAAACUUGAUGUUCUCUUGAAUGGACAAUCAGUUGAUGCCAUGGCUACAAUUGUUCAUAACUUGAAGGCACAGCGUGUUGGUCGUGAACUGGUUGAGAAACUGAAAAAAUUCAUAGACAGGCAAAUGUUUGAGAUAACAAUACAAGCUGCAAUUGGAUCAAAGGUCAUUGCGAGAGAGACGAUUUCGGCUAUGAGAAAAAAUGUUCUUGCAAAGUGCUAUGGUGGGGACGUUAGUCGGAAGAGGAAAUUGUUGGAGAAGCAAAAAGAAGGAAAGAAGCGAAUGAAACGCAUUGGUUCUGUUGAUAUACCUCAAGAGGCAUUUCAUGAACUACUGAAGGUUUCAUGAAAAAAAUGUCCAAAGAAUUGGCCAUAUUUGGAACUGGUUUUUGGUUGUGAGAAAAAGUGAUGGGAAGGCUGUUGGAAAAAGCAAAACGAGACAAGAAGCAAAUGAAGGGCUCUACCUCUUUGGGUGGCCUGAUGAGCUGCCACAGCUUUCGUGUAGAGAAGAAAAAUAACCACAUAUUUGGCCAUAGAUGAUUUUCUUCUUCUUUACAAGUAACACAAUUGCUUUCUAGCAUCAGAAUUUAGAGAUGCUGGUAAAAUUACCAUGUUUUGGGCUUAUUUGGCGAGUAUCACAAGUUCUUAAAGAAUUUCCCUUUGGUUGGGUGGUGUGGUGGAUAUUCCACUGGUUGGGCGUGUUUCAACAUUCCUCUGCCGAUGCAUACACAUGAAGGCCCAUUUAUCCCUUGGUGAUUAAGAUAAAUCGAGAUUAAUAGUUUCGCUCGACUCUUGAAGAGUGGACUAAUCUAUCUAGUCGAUGGUGAAUAUAUUCGUAUUUUAGUGCCACAGUUAUAUAAAAGUAAAUUGAUUCCUUGAGAUGUUAUUAAAGAAGCAAUUUUUUUGGUCAUUCAAGAAAUAAAGAGUUGAGGUUCCCUUUUUA